AUCACCUCAUCUUAACAAACAAAACAACUCUUUCUGUCUUACUGUCUACCUACUACCCAUUACAUCGUACUACUAUGCAUCUACCUGUUAGGUAGGUAGUCGAACACGCAGGAAUUUGCACUCUUCUACUCAUUUCUAGUCCCAUCCCUGGUUUAUGCACCUGCAUUCGUUAUCCUCAUUGUUGGGUUCGUCAAUCCUAAACGACCUCAGCCUGAAUCGUUGACGUUUCGUUUUAGCCCUUGUUGGGGUCUCAUAACUAUACACAACCAAGAUAUGCCUUCAGUUACACCAUUCGAACUACCCAUGUUUGCGUCAAGCAAGAAGAGGAGGCGAGACGAUGACCACAGCGAUGCGCAGGUGUCAUUGUACGGCUUGCGAAAGCCUCUCCCCGCGCCCUAUUCUACUAACAGCGACCUCGGCCCCAGAACGGCACAAUACAACGACUCACAACACUUGGUCUCUGCCAUCAAUCACGAGCGCCUCCUAUACCCCCAUUCCGGGAAGGGCCCUGCCAAUUCCCUGUUCAACGCACCACGAAAAGUCAUACCUUUGCCUUCCAGCAGCAAGCGGCUUCGACUAGUCAGCGGGGACGAGGAGCAUCCACAAGAACCUAACCCGUCUCACGCCCACCCCGAACACUUCUCGACGUUGUCAGCCUUGCCACACCAUGCGCGAACGGGCACAAACACCAGAGCAGUUAAUCCAUCAGCGCUCCUCAACCCGUGCCAUAUCUGCCACCGGAAACCGACCAAGAAAUCCGAUCUCGACUCUUUUGCCGAUUGCAUGGGAUGCGGGCAACGGGCUUGUUUUGUAUGCAUACGAGCAUGCCAAGGCUGGGUACAACCCUUGUCAGACGAGGAUGAGAACACAUCCACAUCAUUCAUAAUGCAGGACGUCGAUGACGACAAUAACAACACCCACCCCGACCUGGAUCAUAAACAACGGAAUGGGGGAGGUCCGGACGGAAGUUGGAAUGGCCGCGGCCACCGUGAAAUGGUCUGCAGCCGGUGCUGCGUCGAGCGAGGAUCCGAGGGCGACGUUGUAUGUCUGGGGUGCUUGGCCGGUAUGGAAGGAGCAUAGAAUGUCUCGUUAUCUUCACCACAAACACUUCAUCAACAACCCCCCUAACGCCUGAUAAUCACCCCUACACGCCUUCUGACGCUACGCGCGAGAGCCUCCCUUCUUACCCCCUUAAUUAGUAAUUCGCGAAGAUAGAAGCAUCGCCGUCGACCCUCAUCUAGAUGGCACCGAUACCCCGGCCCGAGGGAGGAGAAUAAGAGGAGGAGGAAACCAUACUUUCGAAGCAUGAUGAUUUAGCAUCGCAUUGCAUCGCAUCGCCUGGCAUUGAGAACCCACACAUCGUCACUUUAAUCAACUUACUUGCAAGGCAUUAGAUACCAACCAACAUCGCUGCAAAACCGCAUAUAUUUUAUUCUACCAUUGUCGGAAAGGGGAAGGAGGGGAGGGGGGGGGUUCAUGGGCAUGAGCAGACAUACAGUUUUGUAUGCUUGUAUGUACCUCAUUAGGAGGCAAAAUGGGGAGGGAGGGCGUCGUUGCUUUGCUUUAAUGCUGUUGUUACAUACCCUAAAUACCGAGCGUACCUAUGUACUCAUCUCAUGGUAUAGGAACUUUGGGAUAUCUGUAGAUAGGAAUCAUUGGCAUUCACACACACAUUCACACACACACACACACACAAACUACAAUUAAAUAUACCAUAGUACCAAACAAGCAGCCUUGGUUGGGA
Messenger RNA from Hypoxylon fragiforme, 1744 nucleotides. RefSeq lists its product as uncharacterized. The coding region runs from base 274 to 1080 and encodes 268 amino acids. The transcript has a single exon. NCBI's taxonomy places the organism in Eukaryota, Fungi, Ascomycota, Sordariomycetes, Xylariales, Hypoxylaceae. The record is from RefSeq and is a predicted model, not a curated record.